CAGAUGUCUCCCACCCAACGGUUCCUCCAUAUUCGAGUUGCCCAUGUGAAUUUGGUUCAAGACGCCAUCCUAGUGGCCAACGUUGACCAAAGUGUGGGAACGAAUAAAGGAUGUUUCUCACAGAUCGGCGACAAGGAUAUAGCGGGUGGUGAGUCUGGGAGCUAGGACCUGACGCUAAGCCUAAAGCGCUCUGCUGCUGCUCUUUGAAUCCACCGCUUAGCUCGACUCUUCACUUAACCACCAACGGUGGCUCCUGUAGCCAUGUCCUUCUUCCGGAGCCAACCCGAUGUAGAGACACGCUUGUGUACGGCGGUCAACGUCGCUAUCCAAGCCGGGGAUCCAUAUCAACUGCAGUCGAUUGUGCUUCUGGAGCCAGGUGAAGGCAAUGCUUUUCCACCCGAUCAUCAAGAACUCAUUAAAUCCUUGCAGCAGAAUUACCCUGCUGGCAAUGGAGAUUCUGAGAAACGUCUUGAAGAUCUUGUCAGACGGGUUGUGACUGAGACAGCAGAGUCAGAGGACGAGGAGGGUAGACCAGUACAGUCUUGGGGUUCGUUGGUUACUUUUCUCGUCGGAUGGAUGACCUUUCUCCGAGACGUAGACGCAGAGAAUUUGGUUUUGGUGUUUGAGCUCAUGACAGAUCUUCAACCGCGAGCAAACAGCGCCUUACAACAUCCUACUAAAGGCAUCCUGAUGCUUCCCACCAUCAUGUACUAUGCAAAGGUGUUUGCAAGAGUGGCGAUUGGACUAGAGAAGCGGCCCGACCUGACAAUGCAUCUCAUCACUACCGACGUCGACGAGGAUGGGCAAAGUGAAUCAUUGCCCGAAAGGGCGGCCAACAUUGUACGACAGGCCUUCAUUAUAUGCCUCAAUGACCGUAAUACGGUGCCAGGUGGCAUCAAAGACGGCAAACCUGAUGGAAAGAAGGUUGGAAUCUACAAAAUGGCAAAUAUAUGUUUGAAGACUUUGUUUCAGGCCGAUAAGCUUGGAAGCUGCGAAACCAUCUUCAACAACAUAUCCAACUCAUCACCACCACUACACAUUUAUCCAGCUGCGGAACGCAUCACCUAUCUUUACUACCUCGGGCGAUACCAAUUCAGCAACACCAACUUCUACGGAGCUCAGCUCGUUCUGGAACUAGCUUACAGAGGCUGCCACAGGCAAUGUCCGAGUCAACGUCGCUUGAUUGCCGUCUGCCUUGUCGCUGCCAACAUCAUCCUUGGGCGUUUCCCAAAUGAAUAUAUCUACAAUGACCCUGCAUGCGUAGGCUUCCGCGAAGUAUUCGAACCGCUCACUCGUGCAAUUCGCAAGGGCGACCUCGAAACUUUCCGUCGGAUAACGAACCUGGACCUCUCACAUCCAAGUGCAGAGUUCAUGAUCAAGUACCGGAUUUUCUACCCGAUUGGCAACUAUUGCGAGGUUCUCGUAUGGUGGGCACUUCUCCGUAAGACUUUCAUCCUCACCGGAAGCAUAGGCGAAGCAUCAAAAUCAGCAGCUUUGCUCGACCUCAACGCAGCCGUUCUUAUCUUCCGCUUCCUCGAGGCGCGUUCGCUCAUCAAGAACGCUGCCAUGGCCGCGCAAGACCGCGGCCCAGGUCGUCGCAAUUUCGGCCAUAUCUACCAAGACCACGCAUCAACAAAUAAGUCAACAUACAUCGACCCUGAUUUCGUUGGCAUGGAAGGGGUGCAGCCAUACACCCACGAGUUUGAUCUGUUGGAGAUGGAGUGCAUCUGCGGCAGCCUCAUUACUCAAGGCUAUUUGAACGCAUACAUUGCUCAGGCGAAGCAAAAGCUAGCUAUUCAAGGUGUAAAGACGGGUAACCUGAGUGCAGGAUUUAUCAAUCCGUGGGAGGUCAACAAAGACAGAAACAAGGAUGAGGUGCUUGGAUGGAAGAAAGAAGCUGGAGGUGAUGGAGGGCAGGUUGUAAGGUUGUCGUUCGCGGCACCGGCUGGAUCGUAGGAGACGUUGCGAAUGAUACCCUGGUACUUAUGUUGGAUAUGGAUAUGUCCUGAUAAGGAUCUACAUUUGCGUGUGUUGUUAAUCCAACGCAUAUCAAACAUUCAGAAAAAACUCUGUCAAUGCCGACCUGCCUCUGUUGAUCGUAGUAAGCCAUCAAAUCUCGCACUGGCCUUGGUCGUUUCUUCACCCUUGCACUUCAUCUCGUGUCCGGCUAGAAGGUAAAGGUCGCACCAGAACUUUUCACAUUUGCUACACUGUAUUCUCCUCAAGGGUCGCGUUUGUGCAAGCCAGCGUGCGUUGCAUACGCGCGAGAAUCCAUAGGUGCUUCCAUGCGAACCAGCCACGGACAUGUCCGAAUGGUAUACAGGUCCGAGCGCUCACAUUUCUUUGCGUGUUGUAUCACACUAUCGUAGGUUGAGAGUAGCUAGUCGCAUUCUUCGGGCAAUGUAUCCUGCAGAUGC
Molecule: messenger RNA, 2417 nt
Organism: Alternaria alternata
Lineage: Eukaryota; Fungi; Ascomycota; Dothideomycetes; Pleosporales; Pleosporaceae
Exons: 2
Coding region: 262-1956 (564 amino acids)
Biological process (GO): post-transcriptional tethering of RNA polymerase II gene DNA at nuclear periphery; transcription elongation by RNA polymerase II; poly(A)+ mRNA export from nucleus
Cellular component (GO): transcription export complex 2
Molecular function (GO): double-stranded DNA binding; RNA binding
Source: RefSeq, a predicted model, not a curated record